Molecule: messenger RNA, 1527 nt
Organism: Knipowitschia caucasica
Lineage: Eukaryota; Metazoa; Chordata; Actinopteri; Gobiiformes; Gobiidae
Source: the annotation of a GenBank genome assembly
AUGUACAACAGGACCGUCACUAAAACAAACACCCCCUCCUCUGCCUCCCCCUCUGUCUCCCCCUCCUCUGCCUCCCCCUCUCCGUCCCCUCCUCUGUCUCCCCCCUCUGUCCCGUCACACACCCUCUCCUCUGCCUCCCCCUCUCCAUCCCCUCCUCUGUCUCCCCCCUCUGUCCCGUCACACACCCUCUCCUCUGCCUCCCCCUCUCCGUCCCCUCCUCUGUCUCCCCCCUCUGUCCCGUCACACACCCUCUCCUCUGCCUCCCCCUCUCCGUCCCCUCCUCUGUCUCCCCCCUCUGUCCCGUCACACACCCUCUCCUCUGCCUCCCCCUCUCCGUCCCCUCCUCUGUCUCCCCCCUCUGUCCCGUCACACACCCUCUCCUCUGCCUCCCCCUCUCCGUCCCCUCCCCUGUCUCCCCCCUCUGUCCCGUCACACACCCUCUCCUCUGCCUCCCCCUCUCCGUCCCCUCCUCUGUCUCCCCCCUCUGUCCCGUCACACACCCUCUCCUCUGCCUCCCCCUCUCCGUCCCCUCCUCUGUCUCCCCCCUCUGUCCCGUCACACACCCUCCCCCUCUCCGUCCCCUCCUCUGUCUCCCCCCUCUUUCCCGUCACACACCCUCUCCUCUGCCUCCCCCUCUCCGUCCCCUCCUCUGUCUCCCCCCUCUGUCCCGUCACACACCCUCUCCUCUGCCUCCCCCUCUCCGUCCCCUCCUCUGUCUCCCCCCUCUGUCCUGUCACACACCCUCUCCUCUGCCUCCCCCUCUCCGUCCCCUCCUCUGUCUCCCCCCUCUGUCCCGUCACACACCCUCCCCCUCUCCGUCCCCUCCUCUGUCUCCCCCCUCUGUCCCGUCACACACCCUCUCCUCUGCCUCCCCCUCUCCGUCCCCUCCUCUGUCUCCCCCCUCUGUCCCGUCACACACCCUCUCCUCUGCCUCCCCCUCUCCGUCCCCUCCCCUGUCUCCCCCCUCUGUCCCGUCACACACCCUCUCCUCUGCCUCCCCCUCUCCGUCCCCUCCUCUGUCUCCCCCCUCUGUCCCGUCACACACCCUCUCCUCUGCCUCCCCCUCUCCGUCCCCUCCUCUGUCUCCCCCCUCUGUCCCGUCACACACCCUCCCCCUCUCCGUCCCCUCCUCUGUCUCCCCCCUCUUUCCCGUCACACACCCUCUCCUCUGCCUCCCCCUCUCCGUCCCCUCCUCUGUCUCCCCCCUCAGUCCCGUCACACACCCUCUCCUCUGCCUCCCCCUCUCCGUCCCCUCCUCUGUCUCCCCCCUCUGUCCUGUCACACACCCUCUCCUCUGCCUCCCCCUCUCCGUCCCCUCCUCUGUCUCCCCCCUCUGUCCUGUCACACACCCUCUCCUCUGCCUCCCCCUCUCCGUCCCCUCCUCUGUCUCCCCCCUCUGUCCCUAAACAAGCGUCUUUAGCUCGCUGUACCUAUGAUGCAUUUUUCAUGCCGUGUGGAGGUCUGUGGCGGUGCCCCUCCCCGCACUGGGCUGAACUCUGCCUGAACCGGGACUUGAACCCUUCCUGA